CGAGCAGGUGCGCGCGGGACUACCUGCCUCCAUCGGCCGACGGGGUGCGUGUGCGAGCCACGACAAUGUUGUAGUGCUGUCGUCGGGUCCGUACUCAGCAGUCUUGUCGUCGUCGUCGUCCCGAUCCCACCAACAAACGAUACCACCUGUUCGUGCAUGUCUCCGGUUUUCCAAAGAAUAAUUGAAAAAUAAAACACGUCAACUUACACGAUCGACGACGACAACCCCGUGAACGUACACACAGCAGCCCGCGACUCCGUUCUUACCGAGCAACCUCUUCGUCGCGUUUCCACCGCAGCCGUAAAAAAGAAACCGCGUCCGACCGUCGUCCCGAGAACCCCACCAGAACGACGCACGUGACGGGAAGAAGUACGUGUGCGGCUCCGACCUUCUUUUCGUCGACGAAUACCCGCGCAAGAAGACCGCUACCGCGUGAACACUACACUGCCGUUGGCAGCCUCCUCCAAAGUUUCGAACUGUACGCACAUUUCGUCACCCUCAGAUCGCUGGUCUCGACAUUACCAUGGCCCUAAACCAUAAAAAAUCUUCCGGUAAAUGGUGGGAAACUGAGUAUAGUGGUAACAUCCAUUCGUAUUUACAGUAUCGUGAAGCAGAAUGUAGAAUGGAAUAUGGAGGUAGAUCGCCACAGAUUCAUAUGCGUCCCGUGUUGUUAAAAACAAUUCGAAAUAUAUCAAAGACAUGGGAAAUGUCAAAUGUCAGUGUUCAUCUAGCCAUAACUUUAUUAGAUUUCUUUAUGGAUAAUCAUGAUUUAAAAUUUGAUACAGCUAUGCUAGUCUCAUUUGCAUGCUUAACAUUGGCAGCCAAAAUUGAAGAACAUAGCUUAAAUAUACCGAAGUUAAAAAGUAUGCGUAAUGUCAUUAGUAAAGAUGUUACAAAUUCACACUUCCGUUAUGUAGAAAUGAAAAUUUUGAUGUUCUUUAACUUCAAUGUUGCAAUACCUACAGUUGCACAUUUUAUUGAAUUUUAUAAAGAACAUUUUUACUGUGAUCAAGACUUUUAUCAUCCCGAGUUAAAAGAUAUUUUAAAAGAUAAAUUUGAUAAAAUUAUACUUUUUUACCAGGAUAAAUCACUAGAAAGUACAAAAUUAAUAUCAUAUAAUUCAUCAAUGGUUGCAGCAAGUAUUAUUUUAACCACCAGGCAUACAUUAGGAUUGUCACCUUGUUGGACUGUAAAACUACGCAAAGUAUCAGGAUAUUUAAAAAAAGAUCUCGUUCAAUGUUGUUCAUUAUUAGGAAGAAAUGUAAUGCAGCGCAGGAAAUAUGUUCAAGUAGAUGAAGGAUAUUUUAGUUCUUCACCAGGUUAUCAUUCGCCAAUUAUUUUGGGAACUAAAAAGAAAAGGAGUCAUCUUGACGUGCCUAGCAUAAUUUUAUCUAAACGAAUAGCAUACUAACACCCUUCAACUGUGAUAAGUUAUACAACAAUAAUUCCUGUUGUUAAAUUCCUCAAAAUGGUAUAUAAGUUUUUUUCUGUGAAGAAUAAAUAUAUUGUGAUAUUAAUUCUUAA
Molecule: messenger RNA, 1524 nt
Organism: Sipha flava (yellow sugarcane aphid)
Lineage: Eukaryota; Metazoa; Arthropoda; Insecta; Hemiptera; Aphididae
Gene: CycJ
Product: cyclin-J
Exons: 6
Coding region: 524-1411 (295 amino acids)
Biological process (GO): regulation of cyclin-dependent protein serine/threonine kinase activity; mitotic cell cycle phase transition
Cellular component (GO): nucleus; cytoplasm; cyclin-dependent protein kinase holoenzyme complex
Molecular function (GO): cyclin-dependent protein serine/threonine kinase regulator activity
Source: RefSeq, a predicted model, not a curated record